Stegodyphus dumicola is the source of this 474-nucleotide messenger RNA. Its product is annotated as protein GVQW3-like. The record is from RefSeq and is a predicted model, not a curated record. NCBI's taxonomy places the organism in Eukaryota, Metazoa, Arthropoda, Arachnida, Araneae, Eresidae.
AUGGCUGUCGCUAUUGAUUCUCCCGCCAAGUGUGAAUUGCGAGCUGUUAUUUGUUUCUUGCAGGCAGAAGGGAACAGUGCAGCGAGAAUUCACCGAAGAAUGAGUCGAGUGUAUGGAAACAGCUGUAUGAGUGAUGGCGUUGUUCGUGAAUGGUGUCGAAAGUUUAAAGAUGGCCGAACUGAUGUGCAUGACGAAGGGGGUCAAGGACGCAAGUCUGUCGCUGCAGACGACAUUGUUCAACGAGUUGACCAAGCGGUUAAGCAAAAUCGAAGAUUCACCAUAAGUGAAUUAUCGAUGAAAUUUCCAAAAGUUUCAAGAUCUUCCCUGUACUCUAUCAUUACUGAACAGUUGCGCUACAGAAAAAUGUGCGCUCGCUGGGUCCUACAGAUGUUGAUGACCACCACAAAACUCGCCGAAUGGUUGCAGCGUUUGAGUUUCUUGACCGUUACAAUACUGACGGAGAAGAGUUUUUGA